Molecule: messenger RNA, 1529 nt
Organism: Carassius carassius (crucian carp)
Lineage: Eukaryota; Metazoa; Chordata; Actinopteri; Cypriniformes; Cyprinidae
Product: serine/arginine-rich splicing factor 9-like
Exons: 5
Coding region: 339-1085 (248 amino acids)
Cellular component (GO): ribonucleoprotein complex; nucleus; cytoplasm
Molecular function (GO): mRNA binding
Source: RefSeq, a predicted model, not a curated record
AUCUAAUGGCCUUUGUUUUAUUCGCUGCAGUUGCUCGUCUCUGCCUGAAGGGGGCGGAAGUGCGCUCCACUUCCUGAUCCGGGAGGCGAAGAAGCGUGUACGCUUGUUUAUCCUCGCUUUUUAUCUCGAGCUGCACAUUUCAAAGUUUUCAGACUGUGGUCCUGGAGGGUCCUGUGUUCUGGGUUUCUUGAACUCGACAUGUACUGCGACCACCAGAGUUAAUAGUAGAGUAAAUAGGGACUGUUAGAAGGACGGACUAGAGUUUGGAUGUUCUGAACGUCUUGACGUGGAAAACGCUGUAUUUCCUCGAAGGCUGCAGGUCCAGCGGGAUUCAAACCAUGUCGGACGGACGGAUCUACGUGGGAAACCUUCCCAUGGACGUCCAGGAGAGGGACAUUGAGGAUCUCUUCUUCAAAUACGGAAAAAUUCGGGAUAUUGAGCUGAAGAACAACAGGGGCACCAUCCCGUUUGCCUUCGUGCGGUUUGAGGAUCCACGGGAUGCGGAGGACGCCGUCUUUGGAAGGAAUGGAUAUGGGUUUGGAGACAAUAAGCUGCGUGUGGAAUAUCCACGAUCUUCCGGAUCCAAAUUUAGUGGACCUGCUGGAGGAGGAGGAGGAGGAGGAGGAGGAGGGCCGCGGGGACGGUUUGGACCUCCGUCGCGCAGAUCUGAGUUUCGUGUUAUUGUGACGGGGCUUCCUCCCACCGGCAGCUGGCAGGAUCUGAAAGACCACAUGCGUGAGGCCGGAGACGUGUGUUUCGCAGACGUGCAGCGUGACGGCGAAGGUGUGGUCGAGUUCCUCAGACGAGAGGACAUGGAGUACGCUCUGAGACGCCUGGACAGCACAGAGUUCAGAUCCCAUCAGGGAGAGACGUCCUACAUCAGAGUGAUGGAGGAGCGCGGCACAAGCUGGGGUCGCUCACGCUCCCGCUCCAGGUCUCGAGGACGAUACUCGCCCCCGUACCAGAGCAGAGGGUCACCGCCGCCCCGUUACCGAUCGCCCCCGCGUCACAUGACCCGUCAUAGCCCUCCGUCCCGCCGAGCGCCGCUGCAGCAUCACAGCCCUCCGCCGCGACACUAUCGAUGAGCGGCUGCCUCUCCACAGCCACACCCCCUUUUUCUUUCUCAAUUUUGUAAAUUACAUUCCACUGUAGGAACCUGAAUGGCCUUGUUCACCGUUCGGUUCACGGAGAGCUUGCGGAUAUGUUAAUGAUCACGCGGAUGAUGCUGUAGAUGUUUACAGAUGUGGUUAUGAUUGUGAAAGAUCUAUGAAUAACCCGAUUUGUCCUUUGUGAUUAUUGACAUGAGGCAACAGACUAAAAAUGUGUUGUUUAUGAUUAAUCUGGUCCAUUUCAUAGACAAUGACUUUUAUUUUUUUUUAUGAUUUGAGUAAAAAGAUGCCAUUUUAAAAUGUUUUUUUUUUUUUUCUGGAAUCUCCCCAUGUGAUUUAUUUUUUUCUUUUUUGUUUUGUAUCGUGAUUGUUUAAAAACACCUUUUUUUUUUUUGCAAUUAAAGCAUUGAAUCAAAGUUA